Messenger RNA from Anas platyrhynchos (mallard), 4069 nucleotides. Lineage: Eukaryota; Metazoa; Chordata; Aves; Anseriformes; Anatidae. The record is from RefSeq and is a predicted model, not a curated record.
ACAUCUUUUAAAGACCUCCAGGGAUGGUGACUCAGCCACCGAGCCCUGGGGUCACCACUAGUGACCGGCCUCCAACUGGAUUCACUCCAUUCACCACGACUCUUUGGGCUGGGCUAUUCAGCUAGAUUUUAGCCCAACGAAGCGUACACCAGUCCAAGCCAUGAGCAGCCAGUUUCUGGAGGAGAAUGCUGUGGGAAAUGGCGUCAAAAGCCUUACUGAAGUCGAGAUAGACCACAGCCACAGCCUUUCCCUCGUCCACUAAGCGCGUCACUUUGUCAUAGCCGGAGAUCAGGUUCGCCAAGCAGGACCUGCCUUUCAUAAACCCAUGCUGACUGGGCCUGAUCUGGGCCUGCUUGCCCUUUAAGCGCCGUGUGAUGACACUCAAGAUAAUCUGCUCCAUGAGCUUCCCCAGCACUGAGGUCACACUGACAGGCCUAUAGUUCCGCGGGUCUGCCCUCCGGCCCUUCUUGUAGAUGGGCGUCACAUUUGCUAGCCGCCAGUCAGCUGGGACCUCCCCUGAUAGCCAGGACUGCUGCUAAGUGAUGGGAAGCGACUUGGCCAGCUCUUCUGCCAGUUCUCUCAGUACCCUCAGGUGGAUCCUAUCUGGCCCCUUUGACUUCCAUACAUCUAAGUGCCGUAGCAGGUCGCCAACCAUUUCCUUGUGGAUUAUGAGGGCCACAUUCUGCUCCCCAUCCCCUGCCACAAAGUCAGAGGGCUGGGUACCCAAGAGAACCACUGGUCUUGUCGCUGAAGACUGAGGCAAAGAAGGCAUUAAGCACCUCAGCCUUUUCCUCAGUGGGGGCUUCCCUAUGGCCAGCCUGCUCUCCAAGCUCAGCACGCAGCCUGUGGGGAAACCUCCUGCCAAACGUGCCAGUGCCGUUCGUCACGGGGUUGUGCCGCAGCUGCACCCCCUUGCGAAACAGAAGUGGAGAGAAAGAGUGGGCAUUGCGGGCAGCAGCCGCGAGCAGCUUGUGCGCAUCUUUGGCUUCGCAGUUUCGAAGGCACAUGAGGCAGACCAUGGAAGCACUGGGGCGUGAAAUGGAGAAGGUGAACUAUCCAGAGGUGGCUGCGGAGAGCAUGUUGGCGCUGGCAGAAAUACUUGGAAAGCUGAUGGCGAAUGGCUUGGCUUGUGGCCUGACGAGGACUGGGAGAGUGGUGCUCCAAGUGCCUGACUUCAAGGAGCUGUGUGAGAGGCUGGAGACCAUGGAGGACGGGUCUCCAUGUGAGAGACCCUCUGUGCCCUUGGGGCAGGGGCUCGUCCCAGCCCUGCUCCGGACCUUUUUCCAGACAAACACUGUCUCAUGGUGCACAGAAACUUCUUUCUUUGGAGACAAUCAGGCAAAGGCACGGAGGGGAGCAGCGCUGCCACCUCCGGCCCUGCCCUGUGACGUGUCCCCGUAUCUGUGGCAACCCUCUGUGAGGCGCGAGGCCCCUCAGCGAGGUCACAAUGGCUGGGUGCCUUAUAAGUGCUGCGGUGAGGGCAGGUGGCCCAUUGCCUCUCGGCGGCCACAGGAGGAGGACCCGGAGAGAGAUUCUGGGGUGAUCCUGCUGUGAUGGAGAGGCUGAGAGGAUUUUUUGGGAUCAGGACUAGACGAAGACGUCACAGGAACGGUGGCAGAGAGACGGGGUCUGAGACUCUUGCCACCUCUGCCGCCGUCGUGACUUCCUUGUUGAAGAAGCUGCAAGACAGAGAGGGUGAGCGAGCGGAGACUUACCGCCGCCUCGAGCACGUCUUGCAAGGAGAUGACACCCGUCUGCGGAGCGGCGUUGUCAACCGAGUGCUCGCAGAGGUGUCUGGAGACAUGAAGGCAGCCCAGGGCGCGAUGACCGAAGUGACAGCAGCUGCUGGUGACGUCCUGGUGGCUCUGGCUCGUUCCCACUUCGAGUUUGUGAUGUCCGAGCUCCAGGGCCACCUGAAGAGCAUGAGGGGAGGAGCAUGCCAGGAGUUUGUGCUCAGCACCUUGAGCAAACUGGCCAGCAGCUAUGCCCUGCGGUGCAUCCCCUUCGCCCAAAUGACGCUCGCUGCUCUGCACGCCGUGCUGAGCCACGUGGAGAGCAGCCGGAUCCUGCGCGCCAUCUGCAGUGUGCUGGAGCAGUGGUCGAGGGCGAUCAACGCUUACUUCAAUGCCUGGGAGCAGUGCCCCUUCCCUCGCAUCGGGGAGGCGCAGCUCUGCGAGCAGGUGUACGACCUGUUCUGCCACGCGGUGGGAAACUGGCUGGGCCGUGACGAGGAGGAGGAGGACAAGCAGGCCGUCUUGGGAGCAGUGGCUGCUAUGAUGGCCGUCGUCCUCCGUGAUGCACAGCACCAGGACAACGUGUGGAAGCAGGUCUUCUGGCUCCUGCGGCAGUACCAGGAGCUCCAGGAGACUUGCCGGGUGACAGAGAGCCUCCGUUAUUUCCUGACGACCUUGGAGGAACUUCACGCUGUCGCCCCCCAGGACAAGCUCCAUGCCAUCGCUGCUGCUGUGCACCACCAGAUUGUGGAGGAGGACAGGCAGCACAGCGCAGGCCACAAAGAAGAACUGAGGCAGUGCAUUGUGCUUCAAGCUCGAAUCUGCCCGGAGGAGACAAUCAUGUUCCUGCUGUCCCACCUGAGCAGCGAGGACGAGGGCACCCGCAGGACAGCGCUGACUCUGCUGGGAGCUGUGGCACGCACUGACGAGCCUGCAGUGAGAGAGAAGCUGCCCCUAAUGGUAGAGGCCGUGCAGCCCUUGUUCAUUGAGGCCAGCACCCAGGUGAGGAGCGCGCUCCUGGGUUUCAUCAGGGACCUGCUCAGCGUCAGCAUCCCGAGCUGCUUGGCGUGGGAAGCGGUGGCGCACAUCUUUGUCGAGUUCAGGCGGGCCUCGGACAGACUGGCAGUAGAAGACCUCCAAGAAGAAAGAGACCUUCGGGCCCAGUGCAUAGAUGUCCUGGAGUCUCUGGAUGUCUCCGUUGGAGGCAUGACCCAACUCUUGUGGCCACGGCUCCUGCAGUACAUGGUGCCGGCCCAGUACUGCGGCCUGCUGCUCCCGCUGUCCCGCUGUCUCCAAGCCGUGAUCGAGAGACAGAAGCAAACAGAAGGGCAAGAGGACAGCGAGAAGCCUGAUGCUGCCCAGGGGCAAGACAAGACGCCCACGCCACAGGCGCUCCUGGUUCAGCUGCUGGUGGUGGCGGCUUCUGCUGGGUGCGGAGAAUGCGGGGCCGCUGCCCUACAGCUGCUGCAGGCCCUGCAGAGCAGGAUCCACAGAUCCCUGAGGGACCUGUGGCCCAUGCGCAUCCCCCGCAUGCUGCAGUACCUGGAAGAGCAUCCAGAGGGCUCCCUGGACUCCGAAGAGUGGCAGUGCUAUCUGCUUAAGUUCCUGACGGAGUCAGCGGAGGAGAUGCAGGAGGACCAGCCAUGGAUCGUGUGCCUGAGCCGGGAGCUGAGCCAGCAGCUGAGCAGCUCCUCCAGCAGCAAGGAGGACAAGGAGUUCCUGUACCGGGCUCUCGGCACGGUGCUGGCCUCUUGUCGGCGGCUCACCCACGUCCAAGGGCAGCUGCUGAAAUACUUGAAAGAAACGGAUGCCACCAGGCCGUGUGACAAACAGGGAAUAGCUUCCGUGGUCUCCUACGCUGCUGAGCGCCACUUCUACGUGGCCCUGGAUGCAAUGAGCAUGGUCCGCAAGGCGCUCAUCAAAUUCGGCAGACGGCAAAGGGUAAUGGCUGCAGGCUUUGAGUGUUCGGCCUUCUCUUGCCCUCUUUUCACUUCCCGAACGGUGGUGGCCGAGUCGUGGCACCCACGUUGCACUUGUCCCUCCCGGCAGAGCUACCUAAGACGCCUGCCCCCUGCAGAAAGCUGAGGGCCAGGAGCCCUGUGAGCUGUGGCUGGCUCUGCCCCUAGCCUGGGGGCCACGGGCAAGCCUUCCACGGCCAGCACACCCCUGACGGGCACGGGCUGCUCGCCUCAGGGCAGGACCGGGACAAACUCCUUCAGAUGCUUUUCCACGGCCCUGCACAGCCGAGCCAGACAGCUCCCUCACAGCCCCGCUCCCCAGCCCCACAAAUUGGCGGCGGCCCGGGGCACAGCAGGGCAUCGGACUGACAUCUCGGG